Molecule: messenger RNA, 3056 nt
Organism: Phragmites australis (common reed)
Lineage: Eukaryota; Viridiplantae; Streptophyta; Magnoliopsida; Poales; Poaceae
Product: type IV inositol polyphosphate 5-phosphatase 9-like
Exons: 8
Coding region: 1622-2848 (408 amino acids)
Biological process (GO): phosphatidylinositol dephosphorylation
Molecular function (GO): phosphatidylinositol-3,4,5-trisphosphate 5-phosphatase activity; inositol-polyphosphate 5-phosphatase activity; phosphatidylinositol-4,5-bisphosphate 5-phosphatase activity
Source: RefSeq, a predicted model, not a curated record
UUGCGACCGAGGGGCUUUUCCAUUGAAAACACAAUCAUUGCGGUGUUUCCAUAGCCACCAAGUCCCAAGAAUGACAAGGGAACCAAAGCCUUUUCUGCAUCUUUUCGCUGAUCAUAGUUGUUAAGGUAAUUUGAUAUUGGUAUGAUAAAUAGUCGUGUAAAUGGAAAGCUAUGCUGUUGGGGUGCAAAUUAAGUCAUUUUUAUUUCAAUUGAACUCUUAAUAAUAAUGUUGGUUAAAAUGGUGAACCUUUCUCUAAGGAAAGGUGAGGAUCAUAUAAACAUGGCCAGUUUUUUUUCUUUUAAAAGGUCAUAAUGAUUGAUUUACCAAAUUUCCCAUUAUUUUUUAUAGCUAAACAUGGAAUAUUUCAUUUUAAAAAAUGGGAAUUCUGAAACUGAUGCAUUCAUCUUCAAUUUGCAUCUACUGGCACUACCACUGAUGGAAUCUGAAUGUUGACCAAUAAGGCAAUAAUGCCCAUUCAGGCAUUUUGCAACUACAGAUCUUGCCAAAUGUGGCUUCCAUAGACUUCUAGCUUCCACAGCUGUGCAUGGCUGCAUGUCAGUGUGUUAUGUGUAUGUAGACAAAGAAAUGCGCGGGUGGAAUUUCUCCUCUUCUGUUUUGGGACCAUCCUUUCCUACCUUGGUUUAAUGAAAAGAAAAAGAACGAUGGUGGUUAAUCUGAAAUAUCUAGUAGCUGGCCCAAGAAUUCAUCAUUUGCCAUUUUUUUCUUUUUUCCUUCUGAGGAGAGAAGCACAACCUGAUAACCAUCAAGCUCAAUAUCUUCCUUUUGGAGCUCAGGCAGAGGUAAGCAGGCACACUUGUGUUAGAAAAUGCACAUAAUUAAGCGCAUUAACACCCUAGCAGACUUGUUAUUCGGGUCUAUAAAGCCUAUGCUACCUACAACCACAGCAGAAAAGCUGGUACAGUCUUGAGACUUCUUGCUAUGAAUUUUAAAACAGUAGACACAUGCAAAUAGGGACAAGAGUCCAAAUUCUCGCACAAUUCAAACACAAGUUGCAUGAUUGCCUUGCCAAAAACCCAAGGGUACCACAAGUGCAUAACACAGAUAAUAAUAACAAUAUAUGAAUAUAUAUAUUAGGUAGGCAAGUUGCACAAGUGUGCCUUUGUCUCUUCCUACCCAACCAUUAUUCAAUAAAGUAUGGUUUCUUACCCAUUCAAACCAUCAAGCAUGACAGUGUAGCAUUCCAAUCAGAACACUUUGGAUUGCAUAUUCACAUUACUUUUUGUACCACUUGAUAAUAGUAGCAUUCUUCUGAGUCCUGAUGUUAAUCUUCAUGUAUUUGUACUAGUUUUUUUAUAAUAGAGCCAUGGGCACAACAAGUGCUGAAAAUUAAACUAUAGCUGCUGUUUUUGUUAAGACCAGAACCGGCAGUAAACCUGCUGGUCCACAAAAAGCUUGGCAUGUCUUAAAAAAAACAAAUAUGCACUGUACUGUGUGAAUGUUUUGUAAGAUAAUCUCGAAACAACGAGAAGGUCGACUUGCAACUCUGCCAACAUCACAGGCGCCACUGUUUCCCUUUCCUUUCCUGCCCAUUUGCUUAGUUAUAUAUCAUGCAGCACUGCUCCAUGUUGGUUAUUACUUGCUCGUGCAUGUAUGAUCUUGCAUGCUACUAUUAAAUAGGGAGGCGAUCUCUUCCUUGUCUCUACUACAACAUGGGAGAGAACAGAAAGAUCAUCCUGCCAGGCUAGCAACGAGCAAGCUACUGCACUGCCAACAGCUUCAUGGUCACAGAGUUGUCUCUGAGGUUUCAAGAGUAAUGGAUGAAACCUUGGGAAAGAGACCCUUGAAUGACCAGAAGGAUACAUUCAUAUACAGGGUGUUUGCAAGUACGUGGAAUGUUGGUGGCAUCGCACCGUCUGAUGAUCUUGGCUUGGAGGAUUGGUUGGGUACAAGAGCCAACUCCUUCGACAUCUAUGUUCUAGGGUUCCAAGAGAUAGUGCCACUGAACGCAAGAAAUGUGCUUGGUCCUAGAAAUAGCUGUAUAUCUACGAAGUGGAACUCACUAAUUGGGGAGGCACUCAACAAAAGGAAAAGAAAAGUAGGGGCAGAGUUGCACCAAGCAACUACUAACACAAGUGCAAUGGAGAGCUCUGCGCAGGUGGAGGGCUUCAGAUGCAUCAGGAGCAAGCAGAUGGUCGGCAUCUUUACCUCGGUAUGGGUGAGGAGCAACCUCAGGCCAUUCAUUCACCAUCUGGAUGUGUCAUGCAUUGGUUCGGGUAUCAUGGGCUGCCUAGGGAACAAGGGUUCCGUUUCGAUUCGGUUCGUGUUGCAUGAGACAAGCCUUUGCUUCGUUUGCUGUCACCUGGCUUCAGGUGGCAAAGAAGGAGAUGUGCUGUUGAGGAACUCGGAUGUCGCUGAUAUACUUGCAAGGACGAGGUUCUCUGGUGGUGCAACGCAGGAAUUGCCAGAGAAAAUCCUUGAUCACGAUCAAGUAGUUUUGCUCGGUGACUUGAACUAUAGGAUAUCCUUGGAAGAGGCCGAGACGUGGUCGCUGGUGAAAGCCAAGAACUGGGCCAUCUUGUUAGAAAAAGAUCAGCUGUUGUUCGAGUUCUCAAGAGGGCGGCAUUUCGAGGGAUGGCAAGAAGGCUUGAUCACAUUCUCUCCCACCUACAAGUACCUCCCGAACUCCGAUCAGUACUACUGGUGCUUCGAGGGCGCGCGGGGCGAGAAGAAGCGUGUACCGGCAUGGUGUGAUCGCAUUCUGUGGCGUGGAAGGGGCCUGAAGCAAGUCCACUAUGAGACGUGCAGCUACAGAUUGUCCGACCACCGGCCGGUGAGAGCGAUUUUCCAUGCCGAAUGUCAUAUCAGUGGGGAUGCAGAACUAGUCUGACAAAUAAAAAAUCGAACGGUCAAUAUCAUAGAACGCGAAAAUCAAUAUGAAAUUGUUUUUGUUUCACGAGUGAAUUCAAAUUUUCCGAAUCGUGAACGUUGAUUAGUGACUGGGCUGUGCAACUGUAACUUCACAAGCGUGUUAGUUGGGCAGAGCAGUGUGGUACAGGAAUCCAUAUUCCAAGAAGAGGUGCACAUAUAUAUUUUAA